This is a messenger RNA of Paramecium octaurelia, 504 nucleotides long. The record is from the annotation of a GenBank genome assembly. NCBI's taxonomy places the organism in Eukaryota, Ciliophora, Oligohymenophorea, Peniculida, Parameciidae.
AAUGAUUAGAAAAUUAUUUUCGAAAACCCUCCCAUUUAUUAGACCAUAAUUCUACAUUAACCAUAUGUAUUAAUACUCCACCUAUUGACAUAGCUUUGAUACUCAAGAUUAGUUUAAGAAGUUUAACAGGACAAGUAUCGAGAGUAUUAAAUCAUCUGUGAAUCCCUUACCCUCUCCAAGUGAAGAGGCUGGACUUUACAUGGAAGAAAAUGAAGUAAGAAACUAUUCUACAACUCUUAGGUAGAUGUGAGAUUUUUGAAAGUCUUGAAAUCCUUUGAAAAAAUAGAUGUCAAAUAAGUCAAUUGGGAAGGAGAUUUAAACAAAGAUUUAGGCUUAGAUAGUCUUGAAAGAAUUGCUUUGAUCACAUCAAUUGAGCAUGAGUUUACAGCAAUCUUUGAAGAUAGAGUAUUUGAUAAUUUGAAAUCAUUGUAAGACAUUAAAAACCAGAUCUUAAAAGACGAUUCAGCAUUUUGAAUAAUAUUUUAUGAAAAAGAAAUUUAAAAU